Messenger RNA from Dicentrarchus labrax (European seabass), 3629 nucleotides. Its product is annotated as TRPM8 channel-associated factor homolog. NCBI's taxonomy places the organism in Eukaryota, Metazoa, Chordata, Actinopteri, Moronidae. Bases 224 to 2986 code for a protein of 920 amino acids. The transcript is spliced from 12 exons. The record is from RefSeq and is a predicted model, not a curated record.
ACGUGUAGUAGUUCCUUUCUCACAAGAGCCUCAGUCGUUGGGUUGUUUUAAGCAGGUACCUCCUCUUAUUGUCUGUACCCUUUUCACUGCAAUAGUCCAUAUCAUGCUCUCAUUUAUAUCCACUCUUCGCUCCUGUCAAGUAGUUUUCUUGGUGGAUUGACUGGGAAACUGUUGUCACAGUGUAAUCAUACAAGCAGAAAGCCAACUUCACUUUCAGCUCACCAUGUCUAACGAGCCCAUCCAAAACCAACAUGAAGGGGCCUACAUGUCCCUGAUGAGAGGCUUGAGAGAACUGGACCUACGGGGCCCCUGUGUUCCCAGUAACCUGGUUCUGAUUGGAGAUCAUACCUUUCCUUUAGCAAUGAACAGCAAAGGCCAGGUCCUGAUGGCUGCCUCUCUGUAUGGCUGUGGAAGGAUUGUUGUCCUGGGUCAUGAAGGCUACCUGACUGCCUUUCCUGCUCUGGUAGAGAACGCUCUGACCUGGCUGAGAGGGGAUGGGUCUGACAACUUGUCUGUGGGGGUCCACAAAAACAUAAAGGCAGUGGCUGAUAACCUCAGCAGAUCCAGCUUCCAAGCCAAAGUUGUGGGUGCCUUUAGUAAUGAUCUGGAGGUCGGUGUGUAUGUGACUGAUGCCUACAGCGUGGGUGCAGACCCAAAGGACCUGGUGGCAUUUCUGAAAGCUGGAGGAGGAGUGCUGAUAGCGGGGCAGGCAUGGCACUGGGCUGCAAACCACCCUAAGGAGAACACACUGCUUCAGUUUGAAGGGAACAAGGUUUCUGGUGUGGCAGGGAUCUACUUUUCUGGGCAUCGGGGUGAGGCACAGUGCCUGCCUGUCUACCCACAGAUCCCAUCCUCCUGGAUGGCUGUAGUAAUCGGUAAGGACUUUGAGGAUGACUUGGAGUUCCUACUCCAGGGGAUCACAGAGUUUGACCUCGAGAAUGGGGUAGUAGCUUCUGAGGCUCUGAUCCACGGCCCACUAGCCUUCCCCAUUGGUACCACAGAGGAUGGACGAGCAUUCUUGGCAGGAGCCUACUAUGGGCAGGGACGGGUUGUUGUGAUCACCCAUGAAGGACUUCUAAAAAGAGAGACACUGGCUCCACUUUGGAACAAUGCCAUUCGUUGGCUGGAUGAAGGCCGGCAGGGCAUUGUUGGUGUAGCGCCAGACCUCGACCAAGCCUUUAAACUCUUCAGCAAGUCAGAGUUUAAUUGUGAGAAGACAAACUUCAGGGAGGACCUCAGUGUAUUUGUCUGUACAGCAUACAGCGAUGAACAUCUGGAGGAAAUCCAGGACUUUGUGGCAGAGGGAGGAGGCCUGCUGAUUGGUGGACAUGCCUGGUACUGGGCACAGACACACAAAGGGCAAAACCCAAUGACAGAUUUCUCAGGAAACAAGAUCCUUAACAAGAUGGGCUUGAGCCUGCUGGACAAGAUUAUUAGAGAAGGUUCCUACAAGGCCCCUGUGCCAAGCCAGGCCAUCAAAGACACCUACCACUUCCGCCACCUUCUACACCGCUUUGCUGGUCAUGUAACCCAGGGGGAGCAACUUACAGAGCAUGAGGAGGAAUGCCUUAAAAAACUGGGUGGGGACUGUGCCAACUACUUGCACAUGAAGGCCCAUGACUGCUCCUCCUAUACACAAGUGGUGUCCACUCUCACCAACAUCUUGAAGAAGACGGGCAUGCCACAGGUCUGUGACAGCUGCCCUGCGAAGAGUCCCAAAGACCACCUACUCCUAAGUGUAGGGACAGAGGUAUAUAAGGUUUGCAAAGAUCCUGAUGCUCUCCUGCCCUACCUCAUCAAGCAUAACCCCAUGAUGCCAGUUGUCUACAACCAGAGAAUCAAGAUUAAUGUGAACACAGCAGGAGAGGAGGAGUGGAUUAGUACAGGUCUCUACCUCUCUCCUGGUAUGAAGACCUAUGUGGCCAUACCAGCAGAGCUUGUCAACAAGGGAUGGAAGAUCCAGAUAGGCUGUCAAACAGACAGACUGAAUGCUGCAGAGUUGAAGAGAGCACCAUGUGUUCACGAGCGAUUCCCUGUUACCUCAGAGAUGGUGCAGGUGUGGAACCUGUGGGGGGGACUCAUCUACCUGGUAGCCCCACCCAAAACACAAGUGGACGGUGUAGAGGUCAUAGUGCAGAUGGCUGUACCUGCACCAUAUUAUAAAUCAGGUGUAACCACGGUUGCAGACUGGUCGUUGUUGCGCACAGCUCCUUCACCCUGGGCAGAGUUGGAGUUUGACAACAUCAUCCUUACAGUACCAUCAGAUGUUGUUCGGGACCUGGAACGCCCCGAUGAGUUGGCAGCGCACUGGAAUGACAUCAUGAGGGCAAUUGCUGAUCUCGCUGCCAUCCCACACAAACUUCCUCGCAAAGAACGUUUUGUAACUGAUGUGCAAAUUUCCCAUGGUUGGAUGCAUGCAGGUUAUCCUGUCAUGACCCACAAGUCCGCAGCAGCUGCCCUUGUCAGCAUUGACCAUGCUAGGAGUAAAGGCCUCUGGGGCCCCAUCCACGAGCUUGGACACAACCAACAGAGAAGCUGUUGGGAGUUCCCUCCACACACCACAGAGUGUACAUGCAACCUGUGGUCAGUGUAUGUGCAUGAAGAAGUGCUGGGGAUCAACAGGGCACAGGCUGCCACAAUUAUGGCCCCGACAAAAAGGAAGGCUCAUGCAGAAGAGUAUGUUAAGGGGGGCAGAAAACUCAGCAGCUGGAAUGUGUUUGUGGCCCUGGAGACAUAUAUACAGCUCCAAGAAAAGUUUGGCUGGGAUGCCAUUAAGAAGGUGUUUGCUGCCUACCACAAGAUGAGCAACUUUCCAAAGGACAACAAAGGAAAGAUGAACCUGUACGCUGAGACUUUCUCCCAGACUGUGGGAAUGAACCUGGCUGGAUUCUUUAAGUCCUGGGGUUGGCCCAUCGAAACAGCCACUGAAGAGAAACUCUCCAACCUGCCCCCCUGGAGUGACCACCCUAUGGUCCAAUAUGGCUGAACUUCAGACUUCUGCUGAUUUAAAGUGUAGAGAGAUGGGUUCAAUGAGUACAGAAUUCCUGACUACUCAACUGAUUAUCUAUUCAGUGGGAAAUUCAAUUAACUGACUUUUCUUUUUUGUUGUUCUUGUAUUGUACUAUACUUAUUGAAAAUAUGUUUACAUAGUUGGUUUGAAAAAAUAUAUAUUACAAAGAUUAUGACUUAGAGGGGGAAAUACUGUAGGGCAGUUGUUAAAUACUUUCAUGCCACUAUACCAAAAACCAAGAGGUCAUUGAAUGAACACUGGCACUGUAACCUCUGCUGUAAACUUGGUGGGGUAAUAUAAUUUAGUAUAAGCCAUUCAUAAAAAAGAGGGUUUUGGUUCAGAGACAAAACACUGAUACUCUUAGGCUUGGCAGACAUGGAUUUGACCCAAUUGUAGGCCUGAAUGUGUUGCCCAGACUAAUUUUAGAAUCCUGCCUGAUUAAUCAUGUAAAUGACCGGUUGGAUUUCUGGCAUGUCAGAAUGUCUGGUCAUGAACAUGACUGCUGUCUAAAGAUCUAUUAGGUGGUUUGAAUGUUAUUGGUGCAUAUAUAAGUAUUUUAAAUUACAUGUUGUUGCUUGAACUCUAGUUUUCACUGCAGUAAUAAAACAAAAACAGAAAC